This is a messenger RNA of Plutella xylostella (diamondback moth), 1065 nucleotides long. Its product is annotated as ATP synthase F(1) complex subunit gamma, mitochondrial. Lineage: Eukaryota; Metazoa; Arthropoda; Insecta; Lepidoptera; Plutellidae. The record is from RefSeq and is a predicted model, not a curated record. Gene Ontology annotation, biological process: proton motive force-driven ATP synthesis. Gene Ontology annotation, molecular function: proton-transporting ATP synthase activity, rotational mechanism.
GCUUCUUUCCGAAGACUGAAGUGAUUGUGUUUGUAUUCCUUCAACCGAAUAUAAAAUAUAUUUAUGAAUAUUAAUGAAAUACCUAUAAACUCAUAAUGGUGCAACUAAAGCAAGUGGUCAUUCGUCUGAAAUCUAUUAACAAUAUUCAGAAAAUCACCAAAACUAUGAAGAUGGUGUCCGCCAGCAAGUUCACACGAGCAGAGCGCGAGCUGGCGGCCGCAGUACCAUUCGGCUACGCCCCCCGCAAGUUCUACCAAUCCACCCACCUGGUCCUCGGCCCAGUGGACGAAGGAGAUUCCAAGGAGAAGUUCAAGCUGAAGGAUGCAGAGCAAACCCCAGCGGUUGCGGCACCUCCACCAGUGGAGAAGACCCCGGAAGAGAUUGAGAAGGAAGCCAAGAUGAGGAGGCUCUAUGUUGCUGUCACUUCAGAUAGAGGGCUGUGCGGUGGCGUUCACAGCGGCGUGGCGCGGCGGAUCAGGCGCGACCUGACGGCUCGCGGCGCGGACCGGCCCGGGCAGAGGCUCGUGUGCAUCGGCGACAAGUCGCGCGGCAUGCUGCGGAGGACCUUCUCGCACCAGAUGCUGGUCAGCGUCAAGGAUAUCGGUCGCACAGCGCCGGUGUUCGCCGACGCGUCCACCGUGGCCGCCGCCAUCGCCGAGGCGCAGUUCACGUACGACAUCGGAGACAUCUACUACAACAAGUACCACUCGCCGGUCAAGUACGAGCUGUCCACCGUGCCCUUCUUCAAUAAGGACAAGAUUGAGGUGGCGCCCAACAUCCUGAUGUUCGAUGACCUAGACCCGGACAGCAUCGAGAGCUACGCGGAGUGGACGGUGGCUGCCCUACUGUACUACGCCAUGAAGCAGAGUGCCGCCUCGGAGCAGUCGGCCAGGAUGGCUGCCAUGGACAACGCUACUAAGAAUGCCAAUGAUAUGAUCAAGAAACUGACGCUCCUGUACAACCGCACCCGACAGGCCGUCAUCACCAGGGAGCUCAUCGAGAUUAUAUCUGGAGCCGCCGCCCUCAAGUGAAAAAGCCUCGACCUUUUAAGUUGUAUCGUAUAAU